Aspergillus puulaauensis is the source of this 1647-nucleotide messenger RNA. RefSeq names its product sugar porter family MFS transporter. Gene Ontology annotation, cellular component: membrane. The coding region runs from base 1 to 1647 and encodes 548 amino acids. The transcript is spliced from 4 exons. Gene Ontology annotation, biological process: transmembrane transport; carbohydrate transport. The record is from RefSeq and is a predicted model, not a curated record. NCBI's taxonomy places the organism in Eukaryota, Fungi, Ascomycota, Eurotiomycetes, Eurotiales, Aspergillaceae. Gene Ontology annotation, molecular function: carbohydrate:proton symporter activity.
AUGGGCGUUCUCACUCUGGUGGAGGACCGGCCAACGCCAAGGGCCGUCUACAACUGGCGCAUCUACGUGCUGGCCGUCAUCGCAUCAUGCGGCUCCAAUAUGAUCGGUUACACAUCGGCCUUCAUCGGCACGACCAUCACGCUCCAGUCGUUCGAGCAGGAAUUCGGCUUUGACGACAUGACCCAAGACCAGGUCGAUCUUAUUAGCGAGAACAUCGUUUCUCUGUUCAUUGCAGGUGCUUUCUUUGGCGCCAUCUUCACAUACGGUCUCGGCCACUGGCUUGGUCGGAAAUGGAGCUUGGUCGUUGCUUCUGCCCUGUUCACCCUUGGUGCUGGCCUGUCGUGCGGUACAAAGGGAUCCUCCGGCCUCGGGAUCAUGUAUGGAGGCCGUGUCCUGACUGGAUUGGGCACUGGUGUUGCAUCAAACAUCAUCCCUAUUUAUAUCUCUGAACUUGCACCUCCCGCCAUUCGAGGACGACUAGUCGGAUUUUAUGAACUGGGUUGGCAGAUUGGUGGACUCGUCGGUUUCUGGAUCAACUACGGAGUUCAAAGGCAUAUGCCUGCAAGCCACCAGCAAUGGAUCAUUCCGUUUGCCAUCCAGAUCAUCCCUGCGGGAUUGCUCUUCGUUGGUUCCUUAUGGAUCCGCGAAUCUCCUCGCUGGUUGUUCCUCAAGGGCCGUCGCGCCCAGGCCAUGGGCAACCUAUGCUGGAUUCGUCAGCUGGAUGAAGCAGAUAUCUACAUCACUGAAGAGGUGGCGGCUAUUGACCAAGCUCUGGAAGAGCAGGCCUCUACAAUUGGAGUCGGCUUCUGGAAGCCGUUCCAGGCUGUUGCGCGACGCAAGACGAUUCUGUACCGUCUCUUCCUUGGUUGUAUGCUUUUCUUCUGGCAAAAUGGAUCUGGUAUCAACGCCAUCAACUACUAUAGUCCGACUAUCUUCACCAGCAUCGGCGUGUCUGACGCUGAUGUCGGCUGGAUGACGGGUAUCUUCGGUGUGAUCAAGGCUGUCAUGACUUUUGUUUGGCUUCUUUUCCUGGUCGAUCAGCUUGGACGACGGAACCUUCUGCUUGGCGGUGCUAUCACCGGCUCUAUCUGCAUGUGGAUUAUUGGAGCUUAUAUCUGCGUCGUCCGUCCUGAGGACAACCCUACCGACCAUCUCAAUGGAGGCGGUAUUGCGGCUAUUUUCUUCUUUUAUCUGUGGACUGCUGUCUAUACUCCCACCUGGAACGGAACACCCUGGGUUUGCAACUCGGAAUUCUUCGAUCCCAACCUCCGAUCCCUCGCGCAAGCCGCGACAACAGCCAGCAACUGGCUGUUCAACUUCCUCGUCUCGCGAUUCACCAAGCAAAUGUUUGCAAAGAUGAACUACGGCGUCUACUUCUUCUUCGCGGCACUAUCCUUCCUCGCGUUCUUCUUCGCCUUCUUCCUGAUCCCCGAAACCAGCGGUAUCCCUCUCGAGGCCGUCGACCGGCUGUUCGAGAUCAAGCCUGUCUGGAGGGCACACAGCAAGCUGAAGGAGCAGCUGAAGGAAGACGAAGAACAGUUCCGCUUUGAAAUCAAGGAGGGUGUGUUUGGGAAAGAGGGCACUGAGGCGCCGACGCAUGUAGAGAACCCUGAGAAUUCUGAGAACUCCGGGAACUCUUCGGCAUGA